This is a messenger RNA of Mizuhopecten yessoensis (Yesso scallop), 1813 nucleotides long. RefSeq lists its product as uncharacterized. The record is from RefSeq and is a predicted model, not a curated record. The transcript has 4 exons. Bases 171 to 1112 code for a protein of 313 amino acids. Lineage: Eukaryota; Metazoa; Mollusca; Bivalvia; Pectinida; Pectinidae.
UGUGACGUCACAACAACGUCACGAUUUCACAACACAUCGAAACUCCAGUUAAAUAGCUGAUAGGACGAUAUGGCGACUUCCUCGGGAGCAAUGUCCAGCACAACUGAUUCUUACAGGUGAGUACUCAACACCUUACAGGUGAGUACUCAACACCUUACAGCGAUUCCAUAAUGAAAAGUUUGGAAGAAAAUGGAUACGCUGUGGUUCCGAAUGUUCUUACUGCUGAGGAGUGUGACAGAUACAUUGGCCAGUAUAAAUCCUGGUUACAGAGGUUUACAGAUGCUGGGCGGGAAUGUAAACACCAAAACUCCGUGAUCCAGUCAUACAGGACUGGUCACUUCUCGACUACCUGGGAAAUACGCCUGAAGUGCAGACCUGUCUUUGAAAAAGUUUGGAAAACUGAAAAGUUGCUUUCAAGCGCAGACGCCAUAGCCAUUUCCAAGCCACCAGAAGAGGGAAGCAAUUUAUUCGCAGAUCCUGAUAUUGAGUGGUUACACUUAGACCAGGCUGCCAGUAGAAAAGGCCCUCAUGCCUUCCAGGGCGGGGUCAACCUAGAGGAGAGCACUGAGACAGACCACUGCUUCCGGGUAAUGGCAAAAUCACAUUUGUAUCAUUCAGAAUUUUUCAAGGCAUUUCCAAGUGCCGCAGCAAGCACAAAACGAUUAGAAUUUUACAAAUUAAACCAGGAGCAAAAGGCUUGGUAUGACAAGAAAGAUUGUCAACGAACCAAAGUUCCAGUUCCAAAAGGCGGCAUGGUAUUGUGGGAUUCCCGAACAGUUCACGACAAUGUCAAACCGGUUUAUGGCAGACCUCAUAGUGAUCGAUGGCGGUUCGUCGUGUUUGUGUCCAUGACACCUGCAAUUUGGGCUAGACCGGAAGACCUGUGGAUAAAAAAGAAAGCAUAUGAAGACAUCUUAACGACAUCUCAUUGGUCAUCCCAGGGUUUAAAGAAUUUCAGACCGUUUAAUCCGAGGAGUGGAGAGGAAAAAUUCACUAUACAUGAACUACCAGAUAUCGCAAAAACAAAAGAAGCCAGACUUCUGUUUGGAAUGGAGAAAUAUGACUUUGGCGAUGGUAAACCAAACGGACCAAAAGAACCGAUAAGGGUUUAGAUGUGUUCAGCAGAUGAUGGACCAAGUGACAUCGUAGUAACAUUGCAUCGUUCGUGAUUAAGAGGUUCAAAGUGUUUCCAUCAGUCAAGACACCUAUGUGAGCUUUGACCUUAUACCAAAGGACGUUACAAUGACUCAUGUGAUACAGUAAAGUGACCAUGCUGUAGGGUAGUGUGUGAACCAAACAACAAAUAUGCUGAAUUUUCCAUUUUUUUUUAAAUUUUUGAAUUUUAAUGUUGAAAUUUUCAUCCUUAUAAUAUAUAUUCGGACGUAGCUGAGACAUUUUAUUCCACGUAAGCUAAUUUGACGUAACAAAUAAGUUCUAAAAUGGACACUUUUUUAGAAAACGUUCCGGUUUUAUUUCCUUUUCUUACGUGAUCUGCAAAAGUCAGUGUAAAGUGUAUGCUUAUAAGCCAAUCAUGAUCCUUGUUACAUACCAAUAAGAAUGAGGAAGAUGUUUUCGUACUUUAAGCAAUAUACGUUUAUGAAAUUUUAGAAUGUUAAUGUUUUAUCACCGAGAUAAAAAAAAAUACACGGAAACUUUAAAAUAUCCUCUGUAAAAAAGACAUAGCCUGACAUUUGUUUGUAUGUGAUAGGUAAUAUCAAAUAGCAAUAUGAAACUUAGGGUGGCUCCACCCUUUCGCAAUUAGCCAGCAGAAUUCAAUGAAAGUUUCACAUAAUGGUAACGUCAAUAUGUAGAG